AUCUUCCCUCUUCCUUCUUCACUCUUUAAUCUGUUGCUAUCUCUUUCUCUCUGCACAACGGAUAAGCCUUAGGAAAACUAACAUUUCUCCUCCCCCCAAAUUCCAAACAAACAACAAUGGCAACUACAACAAUGGCAACUUCAUCCUCUCUUUCUCUCUCCUUCUUCUCUUCCUCUCUUUUCUCCUCAAAAUCCCACCAAUUCUCUCUCAAACCCACCCUCAAACUCCCUCUCUCCAAAACCCCACAACUUUCUCUCUCCACCAAAUCCCAACUCACCACUCUCCCAAUCCUCAACUUUUCCGGCGAAAAAACCGGCGAAACUUCCCUCAACCUCAAAACCGCCCCACCCGAAACGGCCCGUGCCGUAGUCCACCGGGCCCUAAUAACCCACAUGCAGAACAAGCGUCGCGGCACCGCCUCCACCCUCACCCGGGCCGAGGUCCGCGGCGGUGGGCGCAAGCCCUACCCACAAAAGAAAACGGGCCGGGCCCGUCGUGGGUCUCAGCGGUCACCACUACGGCCCGGUGGUGGUGUGGUGUUUGGGCCUAAGCCCAGAGAUUGGACCAUAAAGAUGAACAAGAAGGAAAAGAGGCUUGCUUUGUCUACUGCCAUUGCUAGUGCUCUGGGAAAUGCGUUUGUUGUGGAGGAUUUUGGGGAGAAUUUUGAGGAGAAGCCUAAGACUAAGGAGUUCAUUGAUGCAAUGCUUAGAUGGGGGCUUUCGCCGUCGGAAAAAUCGAUGUUUUUUAUGACGGAAUUGGAGGAGAAUGUGGAGAAAUCUGGGAGGAAUAUUAGGACAUUGAAGAUGUUAACUCCUAGGAGUUUGAAUUUGUAUGAUGUUUUAGGGGCUGAGAAGUUGGUUUUUACUUUAGGAGCUGUUGAUUAUUUGAAUAACAGGUAUGGGGUUCAAUCUUUUGAUGAUGAUGAUGAUGAUGAUCAAGAGGAUCAACUCCAAGAAGAUGGAGAAGAGGAAGACGGCGUUACCGAAGAAACCGAAGAGUAGACAAGCAGGCUGAGACUUUUAGCUGGGAGGAACAUUAACAGUAAGGAGCUCAGUAAACCCUGACUUAAUACAUGUUGCAAGUGCGAAGAUUUUGGUAUACACGUUGUAUUUGAUUGAUGGGUUUAUUCCAUGAAAUAUUCAUUGAUUGUAUAAUCCUUUUGUAGUGGAGAAAUAUGUAUGUUUUGCUUGUUCAUAUCAACGAGUUGUAAGAGUUCCUUAUAUUGUAAAAAACAAUGUUCAUCCAUUUGUAAUGGAGGAAUAUGUAUGUUUUGUUUUUCCUUGCUUGUUGAAUAGUAAGAAUUUCAUACA
Beta vulgaris subsp. vulgaris (sugar beet) is the source of this 1310-nucleotide messenger RNA. Its product is annotated as 50S ribosomal protein L4, chloroplastic. NCBI's taxonomy places the organism in Eukaryota, Viridiplantae, Streptophyta, Magnoliopsida, Caryophyllales, Amaranthaceae. The record is from RefSeq and is a predicted model, not a curated record. Gene Ontology annotation, biological process: translation. Gene Ontology annotation, molecular function: structural constituent of ribosome. Gene Ontology annotation, cellular component: ribosome. The transcript is spliced from 2 exons. Bases 117 to 1001 code for a protein of 294 amino acids.